AUGCUGAAGGCAACGAUAUUGUGCCGAUUGCGGAGUGUAUUAGUGUGUGUCAGUCCGUGUUAGCUGGUUAACCCGAACUUUGUCGGCGGUAGGUGUAAAAAGGGCAACACAGCAAGAUGAAAAACGGAGGCAGUGACGACUUUUUUUGACGAAAUGUCAAAAAAAGAGCUUGCUCGAGAGGACAUAUGUGUGCCGCGAUGUACGUGCUGCUACCCGUGACGGGAUAUGUUCUCACAUCAGUCCUGCUGUUUAAAUGUCCGUCACUUUUGCAUCGGAAGAAACGGGAGACUUUCAGGAGCAGACACAUAUCGCACCGCGGGGGUGCAGGUGAAAACCUGGAGAACACCAUGGCAGCUUUCAGACAUGCGGUCCAGCUGGGCACAGACAUGCUGGAGCUGGAUUGUCACCUGACCAAGGAUGAGGAGGUUGUGGUGUCACAUGACCACAACCUGAUGCGCUCAACGGGCGUUUGUGCUAACGUCUGUGACCUGGCGUACACUGAGCUGCCCCCUUACCUGUGCAAGCUUGAUGUCUCCUUCCAGAAAGAGUGUUUCUGUGAGGGAGGGGAGGAUAAGCACAUUCCCCUGCUGAGGGACGUCUUCGAGGCCUUCCCGCACACCCCCGUCAACAUCGACAUCAAGGCCAACGACGACACGCUCAUCAGAAAGGUCUCAGAACUCGUGGUGAAGUACAACCGCGAGCAUCUGACCGUUUGGGGAAACACGAGCAACAAGAUUGUGCAGAAGUGCUACAAGGAGAACCCACAGAUCCCCAUCCUGUUCAGCCUGCAGCGGGUUCUGCUGCUGGUAGGGUUGUUCUACACAGGCCUGCUGCCCUUCGUGCCGCUCCGGGAGCAGUUCCUGGAGAUCCCCAUGCCCUCCAUCUUCAUCAAGCUGACUGACCCCAGGAGGCUGACGAAGCGCCAGCGUUUCAUUGCUUGGCUGGCUGAUAUGCUGCUGAUGAGGAAAGCCCUAUUUAACCACCUCACUGCCAGAGGGAUUCAGGUUUAUGUGUGGGUGCUGAAUGAUGAGGAGGAUUUCCACCGUGCGUUUGCUCUGGGAGCCACUGGGGUGAUGACCGACUACCCCACCAAACUGAAGGAGUUCAUGGAGAAAAAAAACACCUAACCUGUCAACAUCUACCUAAACCCCCCCAGAAACUCCAAAUCACUUAAAACGAACCCACCCAUAAACAUUCAAAUCACUUUUACCUAAACCACCGCCCAUAAACAUCCAAACCUCUACCUAAACCCCCAUAAAAUAAUCAAUUUGGGAUUUUGGGAUCAUUGCCAACACCUCCCAUCCAGAGGAUUACCCAGAAUCCUGCAGUGCACUGCCCAUUGUGGCACACCUGUUCAUAAGUGCACAUUUACCUGCCAGCAUUGAGCAGGUAGAGCUCAACCUCUAUCACAUUUUGCCCUUAUUUGGUCUAAGUCUAGGGGUCCGAAGGUAAAAGUCCUGCUUUGUGUUUCCUCCACCCAUGAACUCAUUUCACACUAAUUAGCCCUACCUCCUGGCUGAAGAGUUGUGGUAAUUAGCAAAUCCAGGUGAUUGGAACAAAGUAUUUUUACUUUCUGAACAUGGAUUUUACACCUCUGCUUAUUACAGAGAGAAACUCUUCAGCCCUCCAGUCUAAAGACUGUACUGUACAGUUGCGUAGUUUACAGUGUUUUAGCCACUGGUUUUUACCAAGUCUACCUGUGUUGAAAUGCGCAGAUGGAGAAGAUCUGACUCAGCAGUUUGUGAAAAUGCUUUUCACUGCCCGACAGACUGAGAACAGUGCAUUUUUCUUUAUAAUGCAUGUUAAUGCCCUUGUUUUGUCUCAUUUCAACAAGCCCUCCGACUUACUGUGUGUUUUCAGAUUUUGAAUUGCAAUAUUCGAGGUGUCCGAUACCAUUUUCUGCCUUUAUGAAAACGAUGAUAUCCCAAAGCAAGUAGUUAACACUCCUUGGAGUGUUAUAACAUAUGUAAUUAUGCGUCGUUGUUCUCCAUAGUAACACUUUCAUUCGUCCCAGGGGGCAUUUUACAGAAAUCAGAUGCCGUAAUCGUGUCGAGGGGAGAUUAAUUCUGUUUGCAGUGAAGAGGAUUUCACUGUAAUGGCUCCGGUGGAGGGAUAUGGAUGCUUUUGAAGCACAGUAGUGUGUGAUUGCUCGAGAACUCGCCUCCUAGGUUAGGACAGUGCUGUUGUAAGGUACUUGCAGGGUAAUUUAAUAGCUUCAGUAUGUAUCCAGACCGGCUGUAUGGGGGGGGAUACGAAUACCGUGUAAAAAUGCAAAAGUUGCAUGAAGAGCGUUUGCUGAAAUGGCGGUAAUGAAAUGGCAGGGGGUUCACCGAUUGUAAGUUUAUUAAAUUAAUGAAUUUGUUCAAAAUAUAUAUGGGCAGUGGCUACAUGCAAUAUUAAGUACAUGUAUAUGUGAUAUCAACUAAUUACAUAUUUUGUAUGAGUACGUCAUCGGUUGAAGUCCCUUUGCUGAUACUGUGUGCAACCACUGUCUAUAGUUAUUUUAACAUUUAUUUUUUGAGUGUAGACUGUCGUUUAGGAAGUGAGAAUAAAAUAAAAAUAAAAUAAUGUAGGUUUUAUUGCGGGCUGGCGUAUUAUUGCUGCGUAGUUUUCAGCCAAUGGUAGCCAGCGUUAAAGGAAAGUGGGAGGAGGAAAUAUGAUCGCACGGACUUGAUCAAGCAGACUAAUAACGUAUUCUUUAUCCUAACUUGAUAAGCGAGGCGUAUUCUGUGCAAAGAAGCAGUCAUGUGGCACUAUGUCAUUGUCGUUUUUCUGCAUUGUAAUUGUUUACACCGCGAUCGCUGCUGUAAUUUGUGUCUUUGUGCUGCAAAUGGGGUAAGAGUGAUUAUUUUAAAAGUUAUGUUUUAUGAAUUCAGAGUCUGAAAAGCUGAAUGACUAUUAUCCUAUUUGAUUGGAAUUGUCUUUGUGUAGGCUAUUAGUCAUCCAGGGGCGACAUGGCUCAGGCAGUAAGAGCAGUCGUCUGGCAGUCGGAGGGUUGCCGGUUCGAUCCCCCACCCGGGCUGUGUCGAAGUGUCCCUGAGCAAGACACCUAACCCCCAAAUGCUCCUGACGAGCUGGUCGGUGCCUUGCAUGGCAGCCAACCGCCGUCGGUGUGUGAGUGUGUGUAUGAAUUGGUGAAUGAGAAGCAUCAAUUUGGAUAGAAGCAGCGCUUUGGAUAAAGGCGCUAUAUAAAUGCCAACCAUUUACCAUUUUGAUGUUUUUGGUUCCGCCGUUGUCUCUGGCUGGACUUUAAAUCCUGCAAAUGUGCAAUAUUGAUUUAAAUAAUAGUAUUUAAUGCUUUUAUUUGUACAUGGUACACUUUUUAUUAUGGGUUUUUGGUUUAUAUUGAAAAUGUGUUUAUUGAUUUUACAACUUCAUUUUGCACGUUGUGAAGCCUGAGUUUCUUAAUUUAAUCUCUCAAUAAAGAAACAAGGGUUGGGCCUGCGCUUUGCUCUCUACUCCUGUUAGGUUCCGUCUCGUCAUCCUAGGAAAAAUGUCCCUCUCUUUCCAGCUCACAGGGACUGAUAAAUGGAUGCCUUUUAGCAGACCACACUUUCCUACCCAUCCAGUUCUCUACUUCUAACUUUUAGCUGCCUGGAAGAAACAGUAUUGUGAGGUGAUUUUUUUUUUAAGACUCUCAGAUACGAAUGUAAUCAUUUGACGUCAUUGUCCUGAGUUACAUAGUGUAUAGUGAGCAAGAGAUGAUAAAUGGUUAUAAAUGGUGUAUGUUAAAGUCCUACAUAUUUUUAAAUGCGGUGAGCUUUGAAAAUGUAUAAAUUGUAAUGAAGCAAUGCUGAAAUAAGACGACCAAUAAAUGUCUAGAUUACGUACUA
Molecule: messenger RNA, 3833 nt
Organism: Conger conger (European conger)
Lineage: Eukaryota; Metazoa; Chordata; Actinopteri; Anguilliformes; Congridae
Gene: gdpd1
Product: glycerophosphodiester phosphodiesterase domain containing 1
Exons: 11
Coding region: 186-1127 (313 amino acids)
Biological process (GO): glycerophospholipid catabolic process; N-acylethanolamine metabolic process
Cellular component (GO): endoplasmic reticulum membrane
Molecular function (GO): phosphatidylcholine lysophospholipase A1 activity; phosphoric diester hydrolase activity
Source: RefSeq, a predicted model, not a curated record